AUGCGCCUGCGCGUCGCCGCCGCCGGCCUCGUGCCCUUCCUCCUCGUCGCGCUCUACUGGCAGCACGCCUCCUCCAGCGCCGCUGGAAGCGACCGCGCGCUCGUGCGGCAGCAGGCGCGCGACGUGGCGCUCGACUGGGGUCCGCCGACGCUGAGCAGCAAGCGCAUCAUCGACGGCUCGCCAAACUAUCUGCCGGUGCCCAAUGCCGAGGGCCCGGCGCCCGAUGACAUGGCGUGGCGGAAGGAGGUGUCGAGCGACCCGUCGGUGCCAUGCCCGGCGGGCCGGCGGCCGUACCACACUAUCCUCACCGCGCAAGGGUCGCUCUACCAGCAGUGGCAGACAAAGAUCUUCUACUACCACUUCCGCAAGCAGCAGGCGGCGGGAGGACGCUGCACGGAGAUGACUGGCUUCACUCGGCUGCUGGCGGGCAAGCCGGACGAGCUCAUGCCGACCAUUCCGACAGUGGCGGUGCCCGAGGCUGGGCACAACGUGACGCGCGGGUUCCCGGUCAUCAACCGGCCGUGGAGCAUGCUCCUCUUCAUCGACAUGAAGGAGUUUAGGGAGCGCAUCGUCGAGCGGUACCUGGCCGUCGGCUACUUCUUCCCGUACAUGUCGCCAAAGGACCCAAAGUCGGGCGGGAUCGCGCAAAAGUGGCUGCCGGACACGAAGGUUGCGGACAUGCCGCCCGUCGGCCCGUCGCCGAUUCUGAUCCACGUCGACUUGCUCCGCGCCGUGACGCCGCUGUGGUACGAGCUCUCGUGGAAGCUGAAGCGCGACCCCGAGGCCAACGCCGCCUACGGGUGGAUGCUCGAGAUGUGGGGCUACUCGAUUGCCGCGGCGCGCCUGGAGAGCCUUCCCUUCGCGCGCCUCAAGAUCAAGCACUUUGUGUGGCAGCGGAUCCAGAUCGAGCCGUCCGCGGCUUGGCACCAGACGCUCUCGGAGCGGGACGGCGAUUGGGCCCCCGCGGUCGAUCCCUUCAUCUACCACUACACCUUUGGCGUUGAGUAUUUGUUGGAUGGAUCCCCAGUGGUGGGCGGCAAGGGCACGUGGUCGCUGGACAAGCGAAACUACUUCGGCGCCGCGCCGCCGCCCGACCUCAAGGCUCCGCCAGAGUGCGCGCAGGAGGCGGGGCGCGUGUGGUGGGGCAUGUUCAACGAGGCGAUCGGCAACCUCACCAAGGAGGGCCAGUGGUACGGCCGCACGGGGCAGAGCACGCGCUCACGCACCAGCGACGAGAGCACCGAGCUCGAGGCGGCGAUGGGGGCGCUGGGAAAGGAGCUGGUGGACGGCGGUCAGUGGCUGAUUGGCAACGAAAAGGCGCCGCUGCAAUUCUUCCGGCGGGGCAAGCUGUGGACCAAGUGGGGAGGGGGCACGUGGAGGGUGACUGGCGGCACAAAGGUGCACGUCGCGAGGCAGCGGGACAAGCACGCCAUGAAGCUGUGGGUGCCGAUGCGGCACGUCUCGAUGGAGUACACGGGCUGGCGCGACUCGGGGGGGUGCAAGCUGUAA
Molecule: messenger RNA, 1509 nt
Organism: Emiliania huxleyi CCMP1516
Lineage: Eukaryota; Haptophyta; Isochrysidales; Noelaerhabdaceae
Exons: 7
Coding region: 1-1509 (502 amino acids)
Molecular function (GO): glycosyltransferase activity
Source: RefSeq, a predicted model, not a curated record